UCCAGCUGAUGCGAUCCAGGUACCCAGGAGCAUUUUGGAAAGUACAUCCAAGUUCUUCAUCAUUUUCUCCCCUGGACAACAAGACAGCACGCAUCUCAACCAGUCCGCGCUUCCCACCCGAGUCACUAGGCCAAUCUCAACCAGGUCGCCACAGGGAUUGCAACAUGUCUUUCCAAUGCCACAUCUGCGACAAGCAAUACACUCGAAAGCACAAUCUCAAAAGCCAUCUACGCGCCCACGCAGGUGAACGGCCAUUUGUCUGCACCGUUUGCAGUCGGCCGUUUACGAGAAAGAGUGACUGCACACAACAUGAGAAGACUCACUCAGGAGAAACGCCCCAUGUAUGCCGAGGGCCUCUGCAGAGCGGCGGCACUUGGGGCUGCGGCCAGGGCUUCGCCCGUGCGGCCAAUCUCUCCCGGCACCAUCGAAGGGAGGUCGGCAAGAUCUGCAUACGUCCGCGUGAAGAAGAGCAGCAACAGCAACAGCAACAGCAACAGCAACAGCAACAGCAACAGCAACAGCAACAGCAACAGCAACAGCAACAGCAACAGCAACAGCAACAGCAACAGCAACAGCAACAGCAACAGCAACAGCAACAGCAACAGCAACAGCAACAGCAACAGCAACAGCAACAGCAACAGCCAGCUGCGCAAGUCCCUAUCUCACAAUCAACGGCCCCUCUUGGCGCCUCAACCCCAUCCGAUAACAUGCGCCAGUCGGCGGGACGACUCCAAGUGCUCCCGCCUCCCGAGCCUCCUUCUCUGCAAUCGGAGUCAGACCUGUCUCAAUUGUCGUCGGAGACGAAGAUGGUAUAUCUGGAACAGAUAUUGCGUGGAAAAGGCUUCGAUGUAGACUCGGAGUUGCGGGCCAUGAUGCAGAAGGAUUCAGCUUUUGCACUAAUAAAGCGGGAGACAGACUCAGAUGGAAACCGGACACUGAGUCGGAAACGGACAAUGACUAGACGAGUACGGAGCGCGGCAAAGCGGAGAGUGUACGUGAAGAAAGAAAAAGGUGCGCAGGCGACGACUUCAUCUCAUAGGUGUCAGGGAUGAAGUGUGUGGGUUAAUGCUUCAAGCUAAAGCUAAUGUGAAGCUUUCCAUGGAG
Molecule: messenger RNA, 1104 nt
Organism: Microdochium trichocladiopsis
Lineage: Eukaryota; Fungi; Ascomycota; Sordariomycetes; Xylariales; Microdochiaceae
Exons: 2
Coding region: 9-1052 (347 amino acids)
Biological process (GO): regulation of DNA-templated transcription
Molecular function (GO): DNA-binding transcription factor activity, RNA polymerase II-specific; RNA polymerase II cis-regulatory region sequence-specific DNA binding
Source: RefSeq, a predicted model, not a curated record